Messenger RNA from Oryza brachyantha (malo sina), 1812 nucleotides. Its product is annotated as auxin-responsive protein IAA6-like. The transcript is spliced from 7 exons. Gene Ontology annotation, molecular function: protein binding. NCBI's taxonomy places the organism in Eukaryota, Viridiplantae, Streptophyta, Magnoliopsida, Poales, Poaceae. Bases 338 to 1360 code for a protein of 340 amino acids. The record is from RefSeq and is a predicted model, not a curated record. Gene Ontology annotation, biological process: regulation of DNA-templated transcription. Gene Ontology annotation, cellular component: nucleus.
UCACAUGCUAAUCUCCCAGCCAUACACCUGCUACUAGUCACCAAAGUGCGUGCUUCUCCAGAACAGAGAGCGCGGCGAAGGGAGGCAGGAUAAAAAGGCGAGCUGUAGGGGACUAAAGAAGAAAGGAAAGCAUAGAAGGGCACGGCAAGCAACCAGCUCGAGGCACCACGCGCUAGUACAUAAGCCAAGGUGCGAUUUCGCGAGCUCUAGCCGCUUCCACUUGGCCAUUUCCCAUCUGCCUUCUCCUGGAGCUCUAGCUCCGGCCGGCUACGUUUGCAACUGUUGUUUAUCUCCUGGUGGGAAUUAGACUCGUGAAGCCUUUGAGCUAGUUAACCUUAUGGAAGAAAGCUCCAAGAAAAGAGAAAGGCUUCCUCAACUCCUAGAUCUUAUCCCAGAUGAGAAGGAAUGGAAGCUGAGAGAAGCAUUAGGUCUAGGGAGGUCGAGAAACGCAGGAUUCGAGGGUGAAGAAGACAAGAAGCUAGACCUGAAGCUUGGCCUUCCUGGUCUAACAGAAGAGGAUAAAGCAGCUACCUCAAGAGAUUACUGUAGGCUACAGCAAGAGAACUCGGCUCUCUCCCUUGGUUUCUUCCCAAAGCACUCCAAGACCACCACCACCACCACCACCACUCCUACGACAACUGGUGCAAAGAGGGGAUUCAUAGACACAGUUGAGACCAAAACAGAAGGUUAUAACGACCAGAAGCAGCAGGCAAGAGCAGGAUGUGGGAAGGAACUGGCAGUGGAGGAAAUUAUAGCAGCCGUGAAUGAGAGGAAGAAAGGAUGCUGCCCCCCACCACCAUCACAUGGUGCUCCUGCUAUUAUACCUGCGCGCAACAGACCACAGGCCCAGGGAAGAGGAGCUGCAGCGCCAGUGGUUGGUUGGCCUCCAAUUCGAUCCUUCAGGAGAAACCUUGCUAGUAGUAGUUCAACCAAACAAUCCCCUGAACCACAAAAUGAUGAAGCCAGUGCAAAGGUGACGCUCACCUGCAAGAAAAACCCUUUUGUAAAAAUCAACAUGGACGGGAUUCCUAUUGGAAGGAAAAUAGACCUUGAAGCAUAUAACAGCUAUGAUGGGCUAUCAUCAGCUGUCAAAGAGCUCUUCCAUGGUUUUCUUCAAGCUCAAAAGGACCAAGCUAAUGUAGAAAUUGCACAGCAAGGUACAGAUGACGAAAUAUUUUAUCAGUUGUUGGAUGGGUCUGGUGAAUAUACUCUAGUUUAUGAAGACAGUGAAGGAGACAGAAUGCUGGUUGGGGAUGUGCCAUGGAAUGUGUUUGUCUCAACUGUUAAAAGGCUGAGGGUUCUAAGGAGUUCAGAGCUUUCCCAUACCCUGAUUGGAACUACUUCUAGUGCUAGGAUCUAGGAGAGUCACCAAUUACUGAAAUGCUGGCAGCUUAUUAACCAUCAGAACGAAUGAGUGUACACUCAAGCUAGUCCAUUCUCCUUUUUGGGACUACCCCCUAUUUUGCCUAUAGAGAUGAUCUACUGAGAUGAGUUAGCAUACAGCAGAUGCAAGGAAAUGGCAAUCUAUUUUGUAAAUUAGGUUACCACCUUGCUAUGGCAUGUUGCUUAAUUAAAUUCUAAGCGGUUUUGGUUUUAUUGGGGGGAGCCGCAUAUGUAGACUUGCAGCUCGCCCAUGUAAAGUGCCCCGUUCUGUGUGAUAAAUUUGUAUUAAUCGCUGCUGCAAUCCGACAUGCAGAUCCAAUGUCACCAGCGUGUCUCAGAGGACAGCAACUAGGCCAACCUGAUAGCAUCAGGUCAUCACUCCACGUGGAAUAUACUACUAGUAGGGGGGAAAAAAGACAGAAUUAUCCA